Molecule: messenger RNA, 2389 nt
Organism: Triticum aestivum (bread wheat)
Lineage: Eukaryota; Viridiplantae; Streptophyta; Magnoliopsida; Poales; Poaceae
Product: UTP:RNA uridylyltransferase 1
Exons: 6
Coding region: 148-1917 (589 amino acids)
Molecular function (GO): RNA uridylyltransferase activity
Source: RefSeq, a predicted model, not a curated record
ACCCACGCUGCGUCGAAGAGGCGAGGCGCUCCCGCACUGACACACUCCACGACCGACCUCACGCCUCCCUCGCUCGCUCGCUCGCUCUCGGGAAUCGCGAACCACCACAACCACCACCACCCCAGCCGCCUCGCCGCGCCGCGCGCCAUGGCCGGCGGCGACGCCAGGCCCCUCGCCGACGCCGCCUUCCUCCGCUUCCUGCUCCCGUCCCCCAAGCCCGAGCGCCCCGCUCCCGCCCGCCUCGCCCCGCCGCACUGCCUCGUCGCGCCCGCCCAGCCGGACCCGCCCCCCGGCGCCAGCCCCGACGAGCGCCUCUUCAUCGUGCCCCCCACGCGCCCCGCCUGGCUCCCUCCGCAGCCGCAGCCGCCGCCCCCUUUCCCAGUCCCUCCGGCGCGGCGCGUCCACCCGGCCGCCGGCGCCGCGCGCAAUGCGGGCCGCUUCGCCGCCGGCCGGGGCGGCCAGGCGAGGCGGAGGGUCGGGGAUUUCGCCGGGACCAGGGGCCGCGCGGGCCCCGAUAGGCGGAGGGCGGGCGGGGGCCUCCCCGUGAAGGCGAACGGGGGCGAGGACCGCGCCGGGGCCAGGCGGGCGGCGGCGGCGGCGGCGCGGAGAGAGAAUAAGGUGUGGGUUGCCGUGGAGAGGAAGGGUGCGAAUGGCGGAAGCGACUUGGACGACCAGGGGGGCGUGGGCGGAGGCUACGCAGGCGGAGACGAGGCUGGAGGCAGCAUCGAAGGGGAAGAGCAGCUGGAACCGGACGACGGCGACGGCCGGCGUCUCGGGGAGGAAUUGGAGGAUUCUCUCCUCAUCGCCGGUGAUCAAGAGCGCCAUGACAGUGACGGCGGCCAGCAGUCAAGCGAGAGCACCAUGUCGCAUUCGAACCAAUCACGGCGCCUGCAGAUCAGAACACACACAGGGUGGAUGGAAUGCCGCCAUGACAUCGGCACCUUCGCCUCCGGCCUGCUCUCCAUCUACGAAUCCCUCAAGCCAUCAGAGGAGCACCUGUCCAAGCAGAGCCAGCUCAUAGACUCCCUAACCAAGUCAGUGAGCAAAGAAUGGCCCAACGCCCAGCUGCAUCUCUACGGAUCAUGCGCCAAUUCCUUCGGGACUUCCCACAGCGACGUCGACGUCUGCCUCGAAAUCAAGAUCGGCACGGGCAGCGAGGUGGAGCUCCUUCUGCGGCUCGCGGAGAUCCUGCGCGGCGAUAAUUUCGACAGCGUGGAGGCAAUUACCAGUGCUAGGGUGCCCAUUGUGAGGAUGUUGGAUGCAGGGAGUGGCUUCUCUUGUGACAUUUGCAUCAACAAUCUCUUUGCUGUCGCCAACACGAAGCUUCUCAAGGAUUAUGCCCAGAUAGAUGGCAGAUUGCUUCAGCUGGCCUCCAUUGUCAAGCACUGGGCCAAACUGAGGGGUGUCAAUGAGACAUACCGCGGAACCCUCUCCAGCUAUGCAUAUGUGCUUAUGUGCAUCAGUUUCUUACAGCUGAGAGAGCCCAAGAUCCUUCCCUGUUUACAGGCUAUGGAGCCCACAUAUACCAUGGUUGUUGAUGACACUGAAUGCGCUUAUUUUGACGAAGUUCAUCAGCUUCGUGAUUUUGGGGCUGAAAACAAGGAGACCAUCGCGGAGUUACUCUGGGCAUUUUUCCACUACUGGGCAUUCCAGCACGAUUACAGGAAAGAUGUCAUCUCUAUCCGUAUGGGAAAGAUAAUCAGCAAGAAGGAGAAGAACUGGAUGACUCGCAUCGGAAACGACCGCCAUCUGAUCUGCAUCGAGGACCCUUUCGAGACCGGCCAUGACCUAGGCCGUGUAGUCGACAGGCAGACAAUCAGGAUCAUCAGGGAGGAGUUUGAGCGGGCCGCUGCCGUACUGCAGCAUGACGAUGACCCUUGCAUGACCCUUUUUGAGCCCUACCAUUAUGAGAAAUAAACAGCGAAAACACCUGAACAUUCAUCAAACAUUUCUGCCAGGAAGGUGAAGGUACAGAUGAUGAACUGUUUGAACAUUCUGGUAAACGGAAUAAAUGAAUGAACUGGGUUGCAUUAAAGAAAAGAUGAAAUUUGGGUCAGGUGCAUUCACCUGCCAGAAGAUGGGCCGUGAUUCGUCGCAGAGAAAACUGAUCUGGUAGGACUAUGCUCUGCUGGAAGAUGAGCUGUGCCAGCUGCAGGCUGCAAUGAGUUCACUGUGACCACUACACUCUCAUGUUCUGUGCUCUGGUCACCUGAAAAGAGCAAUCUCAAACCUUCUUUAUGGCAUGCAACUGCAUGGAUUCACAGUAGGGAAACUUAAUGAUCCCACUUUCCAGGAUAUUUUCCAACAUCCAUAUUCUUUCAUGUUGUGUAACAAAAAAAUUGGACAUUUUCAACCAUUUUAUAAUUCUUAAACCAACAAAAAUUCUUUA